GUAGUCAAAUACAUCUAUUUGUUUUUGCAAGUUUAUAUGUAAUACUCCAAUAGAGAAAUUGGGAAUUACUACUAGAAAGUAGAAACUUAAUCGGAUUUUCAACCCUUUUGCCUUCAGCUGAAUUCAUUAUUUUCCGACGCCUGAGAAAGCUUACUAAUUUGAGCAAUUGAGUAGGAAUCUGGGAAAGAGUUGCUGUGAAUUUGACAACACUAAAAGAGAAUGACUUGGAAGCCUCAAGGCCAUGCUUACUUGCUCCUGUGGCUUAUGCUUUCUUUGCACAUCUUAUAUUUUACGACUGCGGCCUAUGCCAAGUCCGGCCGUCCUAUUAGUGAUUCUGAAAUAAGAAUGAAAAAAGAUGAGUGUUAUGCUGAUAUCGAGAGUGGUCUCUGGGGUUUUGAUUGCAAAUCUUCGAUGAUUGCUAAGGAGAAUUGUGCUUUACGAUGUCUGUCACCACGGUGUUACGAAAUUGUUUAUGAGAGUGAUCCGCUGGAAGAAGGAGAGAAGGAUCUAAUCAGAAAUCAAGAAUACAAGUACUGUAUGUAUAGGUUAUCAGCUGGAGAGAGCGUUGACGGCAUUAAGGGAUCUUUUUGAGUAAUACUCAUGCACCAAUGAACUAAUAUGGCACGUCUAUGCUUCCGAACUCCAGUUGAACUUUACAAAGGAACUUCUCAUACUCCAAAAGUUAUUUCUCUGGAGCAGUUCUUUUCAUCAGUUGAUGUGUUGGGAGUGUCAGAAAUGUUGUUGAGUUCUUAUUUGAUCAAGCAUAGGAAGCACUGGAACAGACACCUUAUGAAACGAGAUUUGUGGUUUGAUCUUGGCUUGUAAGCUUCUUGCUGUUGAAAGUAAAUAUGCUUUAUAAUGUAUCUAAUUAUCAGGAAGCUGCUGUUUUUCUUAAAA
Messenger RNA from Beta vulgaris subsp. vulgaris (sugar beet), 897 nucleotides. RefSeq lists its product as hypothetical. Bases 220 to 591 code for a protein of 123 amino acids. The transcript has 6 exons. The record is from RefSeq and is a predicted model, not a curated record. NCBI's taxonomy places the organism in Eukaryota, Viridiplantae, Streptophyta, Magnoliopsida, Caryophyllales, Amaranthaceae.